GGAUUGGACUGGGCUGGGUUGGGCCAGAGUUUCAGUGAACAAGUGACAAGCGCGCGACUCGCCCACGGACUUCCCAAGCCGGAGUAACAAAAUAGAACAAUAACAAAAGCCCCAAUAACCCUAGAUAAUCCCAGGGAUUAUCGAAUAAUUUCUAAUCAAACAAGGACUAUCGAAAAACAAAAAAAAACAGAAUGGGAGGCUGUUGCUCAAAGGAUCUGGACGACAAGCGAUCGUGGAGUCCCGAGGAGACCAAGAACGGCAGCACCACAUCCACCAUCAUCGCCCAGCCCCUGGACGAGGUGGGCAGCACCGGAGUCUUCACUUUGACCCGCACCACCACCACAACCACCAAGACGGUGACCAGCAGCAGCACCACCAACAAUGACCAGGACUAGGAUUCUCCAUCAUCACUUCAAUUUAAUAAUUUCUUAUUAUUUUUUAUUUUUUAUUUUUUUUUAAAUAACAUCCCAUCCAUCGCUCGUAUAAUGAAUAUUUUUUUUUAAACUUUUUGUUGAAACGAUUUCAAUGCCAUGUGUGUUUACUCGAAAAUAAUACAGAAACCGAAACAGAAACAGAAAUUUAAAAAAAAUAAGAGUGCGAAGAGUGCGAACUGGAGACUGGAGUGUACAUACCAUAUAUACUAUAUAUAGAGUCUACAUAGACUAUAUAUAGUCUAUAUAGUCUAUAUAGUCUAUAUAGACAAUGUGAAUAUUGAAUAUGAAUCGAGUUAAGCUGUUAACGAAUAAUUAUUAAUUGUAAUUUCAUAAUAAAACUGUUGAAUCGCUA
Drosophila ananassae is the source of this 786-nucleotide messenger RNA. RefSeq lists its product as uncharacterized. The record is from RefSeq and is a predicted model, not a curated record. The coding region runs from base 192 to 395 and encodes 67 amino acids. The transcript has 2 exons. Lineage: Eukaryota; Metazoa; Arthropoda; Insecta; Diptera; Drosophilidae.